This is a messenger RNA of Rhinolophus ferrumequinum (greater horseshoe bat), 3145 nucleotides long. It is a transcript of the gene MIER3, whose product is annotated as MIER family member 3. Gene Ontology annotation, cellular component: nucleoplasm. Lineage: Eukaryota; Metazoa; Chordata; Mammalia; Chiroptera; Rhinolophidae. The record is from RefSeq and is a predicted model, not a curated record. The transcript has 12 exons. Gene Ontology annotation, biological process: negative regulation of transcription by RNA polymerase II. Bases 114 to 1763 code for a protein of 549 amino acids. Gene Ontology annotation, molecular function: histone deacetylase binding; transcription corepressor activity.
UGGGGGCCAGAAACUCCUGUCAGGAUCGGAUGAAAGCAAGGGACUCUCUCCAGAACUCUGCACACAUGCGUAAUUGCAUACAAUGGGGUUUAUGGAACCCCUGAAGCCCAUCUAUGGUGAGGACCUUUCCUCCUGUGCUAAAAUUUGGGUCUUUGUCUUCCGAGGAUCAUGAUUUUGACCCCACUGCUGAGAUGUUGGUCCAUGAUUAUGAUGAUGAAAGAACUCUUGAAGAAGAGGAAAUGAUGGAUGAGGGUAAAAACUUCAGUUCUGAAAUUGAAGACUUAGAAAAGGAAGGAAACAUGCCUUUAGAAGAUUUACUGGCAUUCUAUGGCUACGAACCUACAGUUCCAGCAGUUGCAAAUUCUAGUGCAAAUAGUUCCCCAAGUGAACUUGCAGAUGAACUACCAGAUAUGACACUAGACAAAGAGGAAAUAGCAAAAGACCUAUUGUCAGGUGAUGAUGAGGAAACUCAGUCUUCUGCAGAUGAUCUGACACCGUCAGUGACUUCCCAUGAAACUUCUGAUUUCUUCCCUAGGCCUUUACGAUCAAAUACUACGUGUGAUGGUGAUAAGGAAUCAGAAGUUGAAGAUGUUGAAACAGACAGUGGUAACUCACCUGAAGAUUUGAGGAAGGAAAUAAUGAUCGGUUUACAAUAUCAGGCAGAGAUUCCCCCUUAUCUUGGAGAGUAUGAUGGCAAUGAGAAAGUAUAUGAAAAUGAAGAUCAGUUACUUUGGCGUCCUGGUGUGGUUUUGGAGAGCAAAGUUAAGGAGUACCUUGUUGAGACCUCAUUAAGAACUGGAAAUGAAAAAAUAAUGGACAGGAUUUCUUCAGGAACACACACAAGGGAUAAUGAGCAGGCAUUAUAUGAACUUCUCAAGUGUAACCAUAAUAUAAAGGAAGCGAUUGAAAGGUACUGCUGCAAUGGAAAGGCAUCUCCAGAGGGAAUGACGGCGUGGACGGAAGAAGAAUGCCGGAGCUUUGAACAUGCACUCAUGCUUUUUGGAAAAGAUUUUCAUCUUAUACAGAAGAAUAAGGUGAGAACUAGAACAGUUGCUGAAUGUGUAGCAUUCUACUAUAUGUGGAAGAAAUCUGAACGCUAUGAUUACUUUGCUCAACAGACAAGAUUCGGAAAGAAACGAUAUAACCAUCACCCUGGAGUUACGGAUUACAUGGAUCGUUUGGUAGAUGAAACAGAAGCUUUGGGUGGGACAGUAAAUUCUUCAGCCUUAACUUCCAACCGACCUGAGCCUAUUCCUGAUCAACAGCUGAACAUUCUCAACUCUUUCACUGCCAGUGACUUGACAGCUUUGACCAACAGUGUAGCAACCAGCUGCAACCCCACGGAUGUGAAUUGUUUGGAUGAUAGCUUUCCUCCACUGGGCAACACACCCCGUGGACAAGUAAAUCAUGUGCCUGUUGUAACGGAGGAGUUACUCACCCUGCCCAGCAAUGGGGAAAGUGAUUGUUUUAAUUUAUUUGAGACUGGAUUUUAUCAUUCGGAGCUUAACCCCAUGAACAUGUGCAGUGAAGAGUCAGAAAGACCAGCAAAGAGAUUGAAAGUGGGCAUUGCUGUUCCUGAAUCCUUUAUAAAUGAGGUUUCUGUAAAUAAUUUGGGUGUGGACUUUGAAAAUCACACACAUCACAUCACCAGUGCCAAAAUGGCUGUCUCUGUGGCUGACUUUGGCAGUCUGUCUGCCAGUGAGACCAAUGGUUUCAUCAGUGCCCACACUCUGCAUCAGCAUGCUGCCCUUCACUCUGAGUGACACGAGUGAGGGACCCAGAAACGGUGGGUGUGCAGUACCAGUAAACUUGAGGAAAGUGUCAGGUUUGCUUAGUCUUUCACUGGAAGUUUGAACGUUUUUCACUAUGACAUCAGUGAUGUCAGUAUGUAUAGAACUAUAUCUUGAUUUAUCAAGAGUAUUUUCAUUUUUCAAUCCAUAAAUGUGGAAAUGAACUAUGAUCAGCAGAGUUGGGAACUAAGAUUGAACUCUGUGGUGCAGCUUUAAGCUCUGCUUAUCUCUUCCUCAUCUCCCAAUACCUCUUCCCCACUCCCUUCUUUUUCUAUUUUCUGUUCCCCACACCCCUCACUCCCAAUUUUAAAACCUGUAGACAGAGGCCACCAGCUCAAAACCAGCACAGAUGUUCUGAACUGAAUGGAGUGGCUUCUUCUUGUGUAAAUUCCUUUUGCCGUAAUGGAUGCAGUGGAAUAACAAUGUUUACAGGUACCGAUCCUGAUCCCUGCUAAAUGUAGCAUUUUUGGGUUUUAUUUUCUUAACUAAAAGCAGGGUUAGGUUUCUUUAAACUGCACAAACAUGCAAAGAUUUUUUAAACAUGGAAACUUCUCUCAUGUUAUUCAACUAGAGCACUUCAGUUUACAAAACAGCAAGUCCAUCUUUAUGGAAGCCAGCACAAGGAACUGUGUGCAAAUUAUGAAGACGCUUGCUUGGAUCCUGUUUGAAAAUACUGGACCAGGGCUACCUUACACAAAAUCAGUCAUCUUACUGUCGCAAGAUUUUUGUGUAACUUCAUUUAUUGGCUACAAAUUUGGCGUUUAAAGAUGUGGUAUUCCAGUGAGGUUUUUGUCCACCAUUGUCAAGAUUGUAAUUGUAAAAAUCAUACCAGGCGUUGAUAAUUUAGUUUAUCCUGAGGCAGUUGACUGGCCGGGCACAGUCUACAAAGCCUAGGAUGUUGCCACUCAAUGGUUUACAUUUUGGGACACCUCUUAAGUUGUUUGUAGCACUGCAGUUCAGAGUGUUAAUAUUUAGGAGGGACUUCCGGAUUUACACAUAAUGCAGUAGAACCUUGAAGUAUAUUUAAACUAUUUUGUUUAGCUUGAACAGUUGGCAAGAAAAAUGUGAGUUCCUAUCUGAAAUAGAAUGGUACGUUACCACUUUUAAGUUUUAAAAAGUUACAGACAUUCAGAUGCAUCUCAAACUCACUUUUAUUUUUAUUACAAACAUUGUGAAUGAGAAGCCAUUGUCAUAAACUUUGGCCAUUUUGGCUCUAUAGACAUGCAUCUUUAAGUUACAACGUGAAUUCAAACCAUAUGUAAUACAGUAUUAGGAUGUAAUAAGCUUUGCUUUUAUAUUUCAGUUAAAACAGAAUUUUACUUUUUUGCACCGCCUUAAAUUUUCAAUUUCUACUA